Molecule: messenger RNA, 1167 nt
Organism: Pterocles gutturalis (yellow-throated sandgrouse)
Lineage: Eukaryota; Metazoa; Chordata; Aves; Pterocliformes; Pteroclidae
Gene: NMBR
Product: neuromedin B receptor
Exons: 3
Coding region: 1-1167 (388 amino acids)
Biological process (GO): bombesin receptor signaling pathway
Cellular component (GO): membrane
Molecular function (GO): bombesin receptor activity
Source: RefSeq, a predicted model, not a curated record
AUGGAGGCAGAGCCGCUGCCCGAGCUCACAGAGAUGCCCCUCGGGGGGAAUAGGAGCACCUGGCUGGUGCCAGACACAGCCCUGCUGCCCCCAGGGCGGGACACUGCCAUGUUUGUCGUCCGCUGUGUGAUCCCUUCGCUUUACCUGCUUAUCAUCACUGUGGGCUUGCUGGGCAACAUCACCCUCAUGAAGAUCUUCAUCUCCAACAGCGCCAUGAGGAGCGUGCCCAACAUCUUCAUCUCCAGCCUUGCUGCCGGCGAUCUGCUGCUGCUGGUGACCUGUGUGCCCCUGGAUGCCUCCCGGUAUUUCUCUGAGGAAUGGCUCUUCGGGGAAGUGGGCUGCAAACUCAUCCCUGCCAUCCAGCUCACUUCUGUUGGUGUCUCUGUCUUCACCCUCACUGCCCUCAGUGCCGACAGGUACAAGGCAAUUGUAAAUCCCAUGGACAUCCAGACCUCCAGCGCAGUCCUGUGGACCUGUGUUAAAGCCAUUACCAUCUGGGUAAUCUCCAUGCUCCUAGCAGUUCCCGAAGCAGUGUUCUCCCAACUGGCCCACAUCAAUGACACGGAUAAUGCUACUUUCACAGCAUGCAUACCGUACCCCAUGACGGAUGACAUGCACCCGAAGAUCCAUUCUGUGUUGAUUUUCCUGGUGUAUUUUCUUAUUCCUCUUGCCAUUAUUAGUAUCUACUACUAUCAUAUUGCAAAGAGUUUAAUAAAAAGUGCACACAACAUCCCUGGAGAGUACAGUGAGCAUUCCAAAAGACAGAUGGAAACACGGAAACGUCUGGCAAAAAUUGUUCUAGUUUUUGUUGGCUUCUUUGCUAUCUGCUGGUUUCCUAACCAUGUGCUAUACAUGUACCGAUCUUUUAAUUACAAUGAGAUUGAUCCAUCAACAGCACAUAUGGUUGUUACCUUGGUGGCCCGAGUGCUAAGCUUCUGCAACUCUUGCGUCAACCCCUUUGCGCUGUAUUUUCUCAGUGAGAGUUUUAGAAGACAUUUCAACAACCACCUUUGCUGCAGGAAGAAAGGUCAGCAAGAGAGAUCUGCCAGCUACUUGCACAACUCUUCCGCCAUUCAAAUGACUUCCCUGAAAAGCAAUACCAGGAACACUGUGACUAGCAUGACACAACUGAAUGGGCACAACUUGAGACAAGAAAUGUCAUUAUGA